Messenger RNA from Hippocampus zosterae (dwarf seahorse), 743 nucleotides. It is a transcript of the gene serp2, whose product is annotated as stress-associated endoplasmic reticulum protein family member 2. The transcript has 3 exons. Gene Ontology annotation, cellular component: endoplasmic reticulum. The record is from RefSeq and is a predicted model, not a curated record. Gene Ontology annotation, biological process: endoplasmic reticulum unfolded protein response. NCBI's taxonomy places the organism in Eukaryota, Metazoa, Chordata, Actinopteri, Syngnathiformes, Syngnathidae. Bases 134 to 331 code for a protein of 65 amino acids.
CAUCCCGGCAGGCAUUUCACUUGCUACCGCUGGAAGCUAGUGUUAUCAUCCAAUAUAUUCCGGAUUACCUCAUAUUUUUAAAUAACACCGGUUUGUCGCCAGGGGAGGUUUACAUUUACAGACCUUACGGAAGAUGGUGGCCAAACAGAGGAUCCGAAUGGCGAACGAGAAACACAGCAAGAACAUCACGCAGAGAGGAAAUGUGGCCAAGACGCUGCGACCACAGGAGGAAAAGUAUCCAGUGGGCCCCUGGUUGCUCGCCCUCUUUGUAUUUGUUGUGUGUGGAUCAGCCAUAUUUCAGAUCAUCCAAAGUAUCCGUAUGGGAAUGUGAUCCAGAGACAGCACCUUGACUUGCUUCAAGCACCUACUGAGCCUGGCCAGGGUACACACCUGAUUUAACCUUAAAAAAAAGGGCCCAGAGACAGCCAUCAGGCCUCAGAGAGAGUGCAAAGCUGCCCCCGUACAUUUACUGCCACCACCGCCCGUCAUUCGCAUUUGCAGUGUUGGAGUCUGUGGUGCUGACAGCUUUUCUAUGGACAGUCUAAAACCACGCCGACUGUGUCUUGUUAACGCACUUGGCUCUUAACUGUGAGAAUGUGUGCACAUGUUUGUGUGAGACUGUUUAUGCACAUGAGUGUGUCCAGAGAUUCCUGCUGACGAUGUGCCAUACUUGCCUAUUGCAGUAUUCAUCUGUCUUGUGUUCUAAGAAGGCUCUUUUUACUCUAUUAAAUGGUGAGCAUUUA